Messenger RNA from Closterium sp. NIES-65, 3783 nucleotides. The record is from the annotation of a GenBank genome assembly. Lineage: Eukaryota; Viridiplantae; Streptophyta; Zygnematophyceae; Desmidiales; Closteriaceae.
AUGCCCAUAUCCUUCCAGAUCUCGUGGUGGCGAGCUCAGGCCAUCCGCUUCCUCCUGCGAUGGCCGUCGCUGUACCUCUGCCACCUCACCAACAUUGCACGGCACAGGGCCUUUGGCCGGGAUGCUGCCAUCAGAAUUACAGAAGCUGGCUUUGCUCAGGCUGUAACAGAGGACGGCUUAUCCUCCUUCGAUUCUGCCCUCGCAUCUCCAUCGUUUGACAAUCGGAGGGCGAAUGAGACUCUUGUACAUGACAUGGCGAUGCAGGAUUGGUUGGGAGAGGAGCUGUUUGUUCCAAGGCCAAUGUUGCACAUGCAUGUGCGUCAGGGAGAUAAGAUCCAGCUGGGAAAGGCGGAGUCGGUUGCUACAUGGAUGAGGGCUGCCAUGCUGCUGAGGGUGCAUGACCCAUCGCUGCACCGCAUGUGGAUUUCAACGGAUACACAGGAGUCUAGCCUAGUGAACCUCAUGCUGGCAGCAGAGUGUGACUACUCUGUCACAACGCUCGAUAGUAACUGGAAUAGGGUCAUACACUCUAUGCGUAUCACAGGUGGUAGGGCCAAUAGCCCAGCUCCGUCUGUUUCAAUCUCCUCGUGCGUGCUGUCCCUUUCCCCCAUUUCUUCCUGCCCUGCCCUCCCUUUCCCCUUCUCCCUUUACACCAUUCCUCCCUUUCCACCUUUCCUCCCUUUCCUCAAUUUCCUCCCUUUCCCCCGUUCCCCAUGCAUCAAGCUAGACGAUGACGAUGACGGCCACCCUCUAGAGAUCGGCGAGCCAACGGACGUGAAGCACGUGGCGCACGUCACGUUCGACCGCUUUAAGGGCUUCCUGGGUCUCCCGGAAGACAUCGAGGGCGAGCUGCCGUGCCGCGCGCCCAGUGCGGGGCGGUCCGUGUUCGGCGUGCAGCCGGAACUGCUGCAGUGCUCACAGGACGAGUUCGGCAACAGCGUGCCCAACAUCCUGCUGCAGCUGCAGGCGCUGCUAUACGUCAAAAAGGGCCUCCAGACGGAGGGCAUAUUCCGCGUGGCGGCGGAGAACGACCACGAGGACGAGAUCAGGGAUCAGGUCAACAUGGGGCUCGUGCCGCAGAGCAUCAACGUGCACGCGCUCGCGGGGUUGAUCAAGGCGUGGUUCCGCGAGCUGCCUCAGGGGUUGCUGGACUCGUUGCCGGUGGAGGUUGUGGCGGCGUGCGAGACGGAGGAGCAGAUGCUGGCGCUGGUGGCGCUGGUGGCGGAGCUGCCCGAGACGCAGAGGAUGCCCUCGGCUUGCCUGUCCGUACACCUCUCCCCUCUCACCUUCCCAACCCAACCCCCCCCCCCCCCCCCCCCCCCCCCCCCCCCCUCCCGCCCCCUCACCCGCUUUCCUCCCCUCUCCCCCUCGCGCCAGGCGUGGUUCCGCGAGUUACCACAAGGGUUGCUGGACUCGUUACCAGUGGAGGUGGUGGCGGCGUGCGAGACGGAGGAGCAGAUGCUGGCGCUGGUGGCGGAGCUGCCGGAGACGCAGAGCAUGCUGCUGGACUGGGUGGUGGGGCUCAUGGCGGACGUGGUGCAGUUCGAGGAGCGCAACAAGAUGAACGCGCGGAACAUUGCCAUGGUGUUCGCGCCCAACAUGACUCAGGUACUCGAUCCUAUUAUGGCAUUGAGACACGCAGUGAAGGUGAUGGACUUACUACACGCAGUGAAGGUGAUGGACCUGUUGCGAGUGCUCAUCGAGAGGAAGCAGCAGGAGCCUCUGAGGGAGGGCGGUAGCGCGGCGCUCAAGUCCUUUGUGUACUGCACGCAGCCACCCACCAUUGAGAUCUUCGAGGAGCCCCGGCAGAGAAGUAAGGAGAGACAAGGGUGCGGCGGGGAAGGGGAGGAAGCGGGGGGGGGGGCGGGGGAGGCGGAGGAGGGUGAGGGGGAUUGCGCGGAUAAGGAUGAGCUGCUGGCGCGGAUGGGGGGGGAGGGGGAGGAGGCGGAGCUAGAUGCGCGGGGAGGGGAGGAGGGGGACGUGGUGAUGGGGGAAAACGGGGAGGCAGGUGCGCAGGGAGGAGAAGAAAGAGGGUCUGCAGCAGGGCAGGUCAAUGGGAGCGAAGGGAGAGAAGGGGAAGGGGUAGGAGAGGCCGAGGACACGAGCACAGCAGCAGCUGGGGCAGGGGAAGCGGGCCUUAACCCGAGCAGCAUCAGCAGCGGCAGCCCGUUUGAUGCUUCCUGUAGUUCCCUACCAGGCUGGUCGCCACAGGACAGUCAAGCAAGUCAACUGAGCCACGCCUCACAGGACGACAGCAACAGCAUCUCCCUUCCGCACCUGCCUAGAAUCGCCAGCGACAGCCCCGUGCAUCCCAGCAGCGGAUUAGCCGGCACAGUAGACCCUAAGGAGCUCAGUCGAAGGGUAGCCAGCGGCCCUCUGCAGGUGUCAGCAGCAGCAGCAGAGCGGUGGAGGAAGAGGAGAGAACCCAAACCCGCACCACACCACACAAGAAUGGCUUCCCAUGAUGGCCCUGUAGGCAGAGACGUGCCUCCCUCGCCUGGGUUCUUCCGGAGUGGCAAGAACGCGCCUCAGUCCGACCCCACAGCCAAGGAGCGCCGCGCUUCUCGGAUCGGAGUCCCCACGAAGAUGUUUUUUCGGAGGAAUCUGUCGGAGGGCGGGCCGGCGUUUGGCCGGGACUGGGAUGCAGAGCGGCGGAAGAUUGCAGCAGAGGAUGCAGGAGCAGCUGGGGGUGCUGGAGGGACGGGGGUUCUGGAUGGGGGGGAUGUGGCGGAAGGGAGGGAGGGCGAGGGGGAGGAUGAGGUGGGGGCAGGGGAGAUGGAGUUACGGGGUGCAGAGGAGGGCGUAGGGUCAGGGCCAAGCGUGGAAGGCCAGCAGAGGGCUGGCUCGUCUGGUGCUCGGGGUGCUAAGAAGCUACUGCACAAGUUUGGGACAGGUCUCAAGGUAGUAACACCUGGUGGGGGGGGCUCUGGGGGUGGCUCUAGUGGGGAAGCGUCGUCGCCCCGCGGGCAGCUGUUGCGAAGAUCAUUUAGCUCCAAGGGGUCGGGGUUAGGCCCUGCUGCUGAUAAGCUAUCAGCGGUGGCAGCUUCUGUGUCGACAGGAGGGGUGCCGCUGCCUGUCCCAGAUAGGCCUUCCCGGGUUCUACCUCCCACGCCUCGCAUGGGAAGCAUGCUAGAGAAGCCAGUGAGGAAUGUGGAGAAGGCUACUAGAGGGGUGGGGAAGCUUGCGAGAAGCUUCUCAGGGAAUAUUGACGGGCACUGGGGUGCUAUCAAGCGGGAGAUGGGGUUGGCAGUGCGCGGUAAGGGGCGGAGUAGUUUGUCUGUUAAUGUGGCAGGCCCGGUCUUGUCGGCACCAGGUGGAGUGGAUUCGGCAGGGGCGGGCGGGUUAAGGGAGGAGAGAAGUGAUGGUGGUGGGGCAGAGAGACUGUGGGAAGCUACUGGGCAGGUUGGGGAGGGGCAGGAGAUUCUAGAUGGGGUUAUGGAGCAUGGGGCCGAGGCUACUGUAGAAGCUGUAGAUGCCGUAGAUGCUAUAGAUUCUGUAGAUGUGGGCAUGGAUGUAGGGUUUAUGGGAAGGGAUGGUGGAGGAGGGGAUGCAGCUGUUGAUAUGGAGGGAGGGGAAAUGGCAGUUGAUGUUGUCGUUUGCACGACUCCUGGUCGAAGGGAGGAGGGAGGUUUUGGGUCGGAUGAAGAUGUGACAAUGGAGGGAGCUGAGGAGGGCGGCAUGAAGCUAAGGGAUGAUGAUGAAAGUGGGGAUGUUGGGAAAGGGUCUUGGGAGGGAGAGAGUGGGGAGUCCGAGUUUAGCUAUGGUGCUGUAGGAACGUGGUGA